This is a messenger RNA of Tetrahymena thermophila SB210, 1157 nucleotides long. Its product is annotated as transmembrane protein, putative. The transcript has 3 exons. The record is from RefSeq and is a predicted model, not a curated record. NCBI's taxonomy places the organism in Eukaryota, Ciliophora, Oligohymenophorea, Hymenostomatida, Tetrahymenidae.
UUUUAUGAUUUGUCACUUGAUAGAAAUUUAAUUGAAUUAAUUAUCUUAAAGCAAUAAAUUAAAUAAAUUGAUUAAUCGCUACUUAUUCAAGAAUCAGCGAAAUUAAUUUGUAAUGAUAAUAAUAAUAAAUAAAUAAAUUAUUUGUUAUUUAUAAAAUCUCUACAAAAAAGAUAGAUAGAUAGUUAGUUAGUUUUCAUAAUAUUUUAGUAGAUCAAUAUAAGAAAAUCAAAAUUAAAUAUACUUACUUACUUACUUAGCAGAAAUGGAUGGAUCUUCAUCAUCUUUAAUUAGAAAACCCUUCAUUAUUAGGGGUAAAAAGGAGGAAUUUCUGAUUCCUGAAAACGACUCUCAUUUUGAUUAGAGUGUUGAGUCUAAGGUUAGUUUUACAUAGGCAUGCAACUGGUUCAUUUCAUUUAUUUUAACUUAUGAGUCUGUAAAAUAAUUCUAUUAUGUUUUCUACUAUGAAGGAAAAUGCUCUGACUAUUCAAGAAUUAUGAUUUAUUAUAUGCUGGCUAAUGGCUUUUGGGUUCUCAUAAGUAUUAUUGGCGCAAAUUUAAUUCGCUCUAAGCAAUCAAAAAAAAUAUUUAUCUUUUUCAUCCUUCUUAUAAUCACGUUUAUUUCUAGAAUCGUUAUAUAUAUUUUAAUGUAUGAUACUAUGAACCAUUACAUAUCAGAUGCUACCUUGCAGGACUGUUACUGCAGAUCUAUUUACGUUGAGGAUUUGUAUAUGAUUCAAGCCAUAGUUGAGGGACUCAUCCUUCUUAUUCUGAUAGUCUUUGUUAAGAUAAUCCACAAAUAUAUAUUAAGCUAUGAGUAGAAAGAUAGAGAAUAGUUCUUUGGACCAGGAGCAUCUGGUAGUAGUCUUAAACCAAGAUUCAUAGGAAAUUCAAGCAGAAUAAAUAAUUGAAUAAAUAUUUAAGAAAGACUUAUAAGUAUUAGUAUUAUUCAAGAAAGAAAGAGAGAGAGAAUCAAAAGGGAUUGAAUUAAAUAAGAUGAUGCUUAAAUCUCUUAUUGAUUUAUUAUUUAAAUCAUUCUUUUGUAUAUUUAUAAAAUUAUUAUUAUUGAAAUUAUGUAUUAUUAUUAUAUAUCUGUAUAAAUCAAUCUCGUUUAAUUUAUUAUAUUCAACAUUAGCUCUCUCUCAAUUAUUAUUUAAAUUU